Molecule: messenger RNA, 741 nt
Organism: Emiliania huxleyi CCMP1516
Lineage: Eukaryota; Haptophyta; Isochrysidales; Noelaerhabdaceae
Exons: 3
Coding region: 1-741 (246 amino acids)
Biological process (GO): protein dephosphorylation
Cellular component (GO): cytoplasm
Molecular function (GO): protein tyrosine/serine/threonine phosphatase activity
Source: RefSeq, a predicted model, not a curated record
AUGGGAUUGAUUCUCGCUGACUUGCCCGCCAUAAAAACGGUUUGGAUGCUCUCUGCUGCCGCGGUGCCCCUGUCGGUGCGAAGGCGCCCGGCGGCCGCGCGCUUGGUGCCCACGCCGACCGGCUGCUCUCGCAAUGCGCGGAACAUUCUUUUUUCCCGGGCGCGCGCCCGCAAGAAGCGUGCUCACAUGACGACGCCCAACUUCUCUGGCCGGCUGCUUCACGGCCCCUUCGCUGUCUACGUCGGCGACAAAGAGUUUGCGCGUGACCGAACGCGCAUCAAUCGGCUCAACGUGCGCUACAUCGUCAACUGCACGCCGACUCUGUCGAGUGGUGGCGUCGCCAACUUCUUUGAGAAGGAUCGAGCCCUCGAGUACCUCCGCUUGCCGAUGCGCGACGCCAACACCGAGUCUGUGCUCGCGCACUUGCCUGCCGCCAUUGAUUUCUUCGAGCGUGCACGUAUUCGCGCCGACGGCGCCGUCCUGAUCCACUGCAACGAGGGCAAGUCGCGCUCGUGCGCCGUCGCGCUCGGAUACGUGAUCAUCUCGCACGGCAGGGCGCUCGACGAGGCGCUCGAGAUGCUGCGCGGCGCGCGACCGCAGGCCGAGCCCAAAGAGGCCUUCCUGGCGCAGCUCGCCACACUCACACCGGCCGUGAGGGACGGCGUCGACGUGUCGCGCGCCUGCAAGCGGGCGGCAGAGAGCGGCAGCGACGAGGCGAGCCGCCAGAUCGGCAGGCGAUAG